AAAUAAACAAGCAGGUAGUAUUUCUCCUAACUCCAAGGAGCCUUGUCCUCUCCACCCAACAUUAUGCUUUGUCUGGUACUUCUGGCGGCGGCGGUGGCGGCGGUGGCGGCCUCGCCCACCGUCCCUCUGGCGGCCAAGGCGAUGUACAACCCGCAACUCUUCCAGGGUGACAUCAAGGGCAUCGCUGGACAGGAGCCUGGGCACGAGAGGGCGGCCAUCCUGGGGUCGCAGUACCUGUGGCCUGGCGGCGUGGUGCCCUACGUCUUCGGCAGGUCCAUCGUCACUUGGCAGAGGGACAUCAUUAUUUAUGGCAUGAAUGAUAUCCACGCCAAGACCUGUGUCAGGUUCGUCGAGAGAACCACUGAGAGCGACUACAUCGAGAUUGUCUCCAACGACAGCGGGUGCUGGUCCUACGUGGGCAAGAUCGGAGGCAUGCAGCGAGUCUCUCUUGACGUCAACGGCUGCAUCUACGUGGGCACGGUCAUCCAUGAGCUGAUGCACGCCAUCGGCUUCUACCACGAACACUGCCGCAACGACCGCGACAACUACGUCACCAUUCACUACGAAAACGUCAUGCCAGGGUACGCCUACGCCUUCGACAAGGACACCAACUGGCAGUACGUGGGCGAGGGCUACAACUACGCCAGCAUCAUGCACUACGGGGGGUACUCCUUCUCCGUGAACUGGGGCGUGCUGGAGACCAUCGUGCCCAUGGAUCCCAACGUGGUGCUCCAUGAGCCCUGGGAGAAGUACGAGAUGGAGCACACUGACGCCAACCAGAUCAACAACUUGUACGCCACAGAGUGUGCGCGGCGCCACUAAGCGAGCCGCCGAAACAUGAAGCUGGUGCGCAUCUCCUCCUCACCUUUUCACAAACCAUUUUCUUACGCCUAUGUUAUGUUUCCUUUCUUUUUUUCUUACAAAGUUGAAAAAGAUGGCAAAAGUUUUCCUGCAUAAUCGAUGCACUUGAGAUUGGCAACGCGGAGGAAGAGUCGCGCCCAGUGAACCCAUCACCAGCACCUGCUGAGCAAGACGCGGAGCAGCUUAGACUGUUGGAUCUGGACCAUUACGCAUUUUGAAAUGCUUCGGACUCUCAUAAGAACCAUUUCCAAAAGCCAUGUAUACGAUACAUUCAGUUCAUAUGACUUUAACCCAUUAAUGGCGUUGAAUAUUGGUUAGAUUAACACGCAGUUAUGAAAACACCCUUGAGAAUCCCAGUAAUUUCCACUGGAGCAUGUUAGAAGUGGCUGAGAUAAGACGCAAGGAUGUUUGAGAGUACGUUCCCUUGUCACGACGAACGCACCAUUAAGCACAACAAAGCGGCAAUGAGCAACUACAAGAGACACGAGGCGCGCAGAGAGUUACUUUGCUUGAGAUACACUGUUGUCCGUUCAAAUUACAAAAGCGAAUUUGCACUGAGAAACCACUCAACAAGGAAGAUGGUUGGUAAAGGACUCGGCACACUUGCGGAUGGACGCCUCUAUAGUCCAUUCAAAUUACGAAGUUACACUCUGCUCACUCACACCUGAUUGACUGUUGAUGACGUGAUGAAGUAUAUCAGUGAGACGUACCAAGUAUUCGUGGCUGAGAUGUUUCAGUGACUUCCAUUAUUAAAAACACACUAAAUUCAACAGGAUUUAGUGAGAAAGAGUCCAGUUCGCGCCAAGUCGCUGAGGGAGAGGGAGCCAUUCAAAACACGUGACACAUUCAAGCCACAGGGAUGAGAACUUCAAUUUAUUUAGUGCAACAUUUAAUUCCUUCACGUAUAAAAGUUACCGUAGAAGUUUUUAUUUUUUUUGUUAUGUAAUUUUUUGUCCUCGAAUGUGAAUGAACUGUGUAGGAAAUAAUGAAAGUAAGUAUAUAUUUAUUUCACAAUCUUGGCGUGAGCAGUGGGGAACGUGUGAUAAACAAUACAGCUAUUCACGUUU
Molecule: messenger RNA, 1928 nt
Organism: Scylla paramamosain (green mud crab)
Lineage: Eukaryota; Metazoa; Arthropoda; Malacostraca; Decapoda; Portunidae
Product: astacin-like
Exons: 6
Coding region: 64-822 (252 amino acids)
Biological process (GO): proteolysis
Molecular function (GO): zinc ion binding; metalloendopeptidase activity
Source: RefSeq, a predicted model, not a curated record